UGCGCUCGCGGACACGUCUAGUUUCGGUUUUUUUUUACAUAACACCGCGUGUGCACAACAUUACGUGUACGACCUCAAGGUCGUCGGUCGGCCGACCGUGCAGCCGCCUCGGCGACGUGCCCACUUUUUCUUUUCUCGACGGUCGCGCGUGUCCCGCCGGAACGGCAAUACGGUGCCGACCGUUCUCGCGUCGCCGUCUCUCGCCCGACCCGUCCGCGAGCAUUCGAAACAUGCGCGCGUCCGACACCCGGUGACUUCCGUCCGAUUACCGCCCGGUCCCGCCGCAGGGCCAUUUUUCUCCGACGGUCGCGUGCCGUCCCGGCGAACCGGCAGAGUUUUCCCGUUCUCGGCUUCGCUCGCGUCCGCUGCUGCACGUACGACGAUGGACCGCGAGCACCGCUGCGACGUUCGCGUCGUCGACGCUUUCAAGAGCUACGGAGGUAACGUCCAGGUACUCGACGGUUUGCAGAUGACCGUACCGUCGUGCACCAUCUAUGGACUUUUAGGACCAAGUGGCUGUGGUAAAUCAACACUACUUCAAUGCAUUCUGGGUACAAUGUCAUUGGACUCGGGAUCUAUUGAUUUGCGAGCCAAAACUUUAAAAGAUGUCGGAUAUAUGCCCCAAGAUUUAUGUUUAGAAGAUACACUGUCUACAAAAGAAACAUUUGAGUAUUAUGGAAAACUAUAUAAUAUGAGCAAAAAAGAUAUUACGAGUAGAAUAAAUGAACUAAACAAAUUUUUACAAUUACCAAAUUUAAAUAGUUACAUAAAUGAACUAAGUGGUGGUCAAAGUAGAAGAGUAUCACUUGCUAUAAGUUUAUUACACAAUCCAAAAGUUAUUAUUUUGGACGAACCUACUGUUGGACUUGAUCCGUUGCUGAGACAAGAAAUUUGGGCAGAGUUUUCAAAUAUGGCGAACCAACAGCAGAAAACAAUCAUAAUUACUACUCACUAUAUCGAAGAGGCAAAUCAAGCUGAUCGCGUUGGCUUAAUGAGAAGCGGAAUAAUCGUAGAAGAAGGAUCACCUCAAGAUAUUCUUUAUAGAUAUGGAACUGAUUCAUUGGAAUCAGCCUUUUUAACUAUAUGCUGCAAUCAACAAUUAAAUAAAAAAGUUGAGAAAAAAACCUACGUAAAAGAUAAAACUCAAUCAAAAAAGUUAAUGGAAUUAGGAAACAACGUUAAUUUUUACCGGAUAAAAGCUUUGUUAAAAAAAAAUUAUCACGUGUGCUCUCGUGAUUACUUGCUACUGUUUACUAUGAUCGUGCUUCCCAUCAUACAGUCGUUUAACUUCUGUUCGGCUGUCGGAGUGAACUUCAAAAAUAUGCCAAUAGCUAUUAAAAAUGAGGAAGUAAAUUUUACUGAUUGCCAAUAUUCCAAUUUCAAUGGAUGUAUAUUUGACAAAAAUAACAGUCUAACAGUUAGCUGUGUCAUUAUGAACUAUCUCUCGUCGCUUGACUACAAUUUAGUCGAAGUGGCAAAUCGGGAAACUGGUGAAAAGAGCAUGAAGGAUCCGAAUUAUAUGGCGUUUAUGUAUUUUCAUAAAAACUAUACUAAUGAUUUGAUUAAUUACAUUGACCGUAAAGAUUUUGAUGAAGAUUCUAGGACUUAUAUUCAUUUGACCAAGGAGAAUUUGUUGUUCAGAAAUCAAAUUAUGAUGGAUUUGUUGAACUCGAUAAAUCAUUUAUCAAAAAAAAUAUUAAAUGAUUGUAAUAAUAAUCCAAAAGCUCUUGGAAUUCCUAUGAAUUUCAAUUCCUUAUACGGAGAAGAUGUAAAAUCAUACAACAACGGAAGCGUCACUCUUUUUAUAGCAAUCACCGCAUUUUAUUUUCCAAGUGUUUUUGCGGCAAGCAUGAUGAUGUCGGAAAAAAUGGAUGGUUUCCUUAGUCGAUCAAUGUUUGCCGGUGUGAAAAUAUUGGAAUUGCUGAUUUCGCUGUUUUGUAUUAACACAAUAAUACUGAUUGCACAAAUGAUCAUGACUUGUUUUAUUUCAUAUGUACUGUUCUUUAAUCCAUUACAAAUAACUUCUGGGCUGUUUGUAUAUGUGUUUAUAUUGAUACUGUUGGGAUGUAUGGGUUUCUUCUUUGGUUUACUUACUGCUAUAUUAUCCACGUCAAAAUUAGGUGGCGUUUACGUCAUAACCGGAACGUGUAUGACUCAAUUUAUACUAUGCGGUGCAAUAUGGCCUUUGGAAGGACAACCGACAUUCUUGAGAAAAGUAUCCGAGUUAUUACCCAUACGACUAGUGGGAAAUACGAUCAACAACAUAGCAAUUAAAGGUUGGACUUUCGAUCAUCCAUCGAUCAUUAUUGGAACUUCGAUGACACUAUUUUAUACUGUAUCUUUAGUAUUUAUUUUAAUUAUCUUAGGAAAACUAAAAAAAGACAUAUGGGUAGCACAAAAAAAUUGUUUCCGUCAUUAAAAUCUGUCAUCAUUAACUUAAGAGAUGUAAUUUAUUGUACAUUU
Sipha flava (yellow sugarcane aphid) is the source of this 2463-nucleotide messenger RNA. RefSeq names its product ABC transporter G family member 23-like. Gene Ontology annotation, molecular function: ABC-type transporter activity; ATP binding; ATP hydrolysis activity. Lineage: Eukaryota; Metazoa; Arthropoda; Insecta; Hemiptera; Aphididae. The transcript is spliced from 15 exons. Gene Ontology annotation, cellular component: membrane. Bases 383 to 2419 code for a protein of 678 amino acids. The record is from RefSeq and is a predicted model, not a curated record.